GCCGGGCGCGGGCACGGCCGCGGGCAUGGCGGAGGCGGCGGCGGCGGGGGGGAUGGCGGCCGAGGCGGUGGGGGGUACGGGGCCGGUGCCGGGGCUGCGGCGGCGCCUGGCGGCGCUGGGCCGGCGUCUGGAGGCGCCGAGGGGAGCGGGAGGCGACGAUACCUUCCUCGCAAAGGGCUCUGCUGCUCUGGAGAAACUGGAGGCACUCUGUGGUGAAGGGAGCGAGAACACACACCCUUCCAAGCUUUUGCAGCUUUAUACACAGGCUGUUUUAGACAUUACAUAUUUUGAGGAAAGCCAGCUUGUGGAUGAAGAUUUUCCAGAAGAAACUUCCUUGGAAAAAGUUAAAGAACUUACUAGUGUUCUGUCAGAACCAGAAGAUCUAGUGACGGAAUGCAGCAUAAAUGAAGAUCCUAUUAACAUCCUUGGUACAGAGCUGGUAGAAUGUCUUUACUGGAGAAGAGGAGCCCUGCUUUACAUGUAUUGUCAUACAGUAAAAGAAAGGAGUGAAUGGCUACAAGAAAACAUUGCCAUAUUUAAAAAGUGUCUUAAUGAUGGAGUUCGUUACUUGAUGAAGAUGCUUAGCUUUAGAUGCCCUCUUCGAAUAAAUGAAGAUGUCUCACUUCAAGAUAAAGACACAGCUAGAUUACUCAGUGAAGGUAUAUUUAGUGACACUCACUUGCUGGCGAUGGUGUACAGUGGAGAAAUGUGCUACUGGGGACUGAAACUCUGUGGCGAGGGCGAGCAGGAAAGCCUGGAGACCCCAGACCCAGCGCCCGACAGCGGCCCGGGCUGCAGAUCGCACAGCGCACCCCUGGAUUUCCGAGAACUGGGCAAAAGCAUGCUGACGAAGUACGUGUCUGUAUGCGAGGGACCUUUGCACGGCCAGGGCUGGAGCACCAGCAGCGCCAAGCAAAUGCUGUGUUACCUCGGGACCAAGAAAUAAACGAGCUCGCCGUGC
Anas platyrhynchos (mallard) is the source of this 961-nucleotide messenger RNA. RefSeq names its product RAB7A interacting MON1-CCZ1 complex subunit 1 (gene RIMOC1). Gene Ontology annotation, biological process: mitophagy. The record is from RefSeq and is a predicted model, not a curated record. Lineage: Eukaryota; Metazoa; Chordata; Aves; Anseriformes; Anatidae.